This is a messenger RNA of Diospyros lotus (date-plum), 736 nucleotides long. RefSeq lists its product as uncharacterized. The record is from RefSeq and is a predicted model, not a curated record. Gene Ontology annotation, molecular function: polysaccharide binding. The transcript has 2 exons. The coding region runs from base 137 to 532 and encodes 131 amino acids. NCBI's taxonomy places the organism in Eukaryota, Viridiplantae, Streptophyta, Magnoliopsida, Ericales, Ebenaceae.
UCUCUAAAGUUCAAACCGAAUACAAUUAUCAAACCCAAACUCCACAACUCCAAGCAAUUGCAGAAAUCUAAACUCGCCUUUGCCUCCCUCAUGCCAUCGCCGAGACAAGACAAAUAGGACUCUAUCUACAGAGGAAAUGGCCGUCUUCCUACUAAAUCUUAUAACAUUCCUCUUUCUACCACAAUUCCAGGCAAUUGCAGCAGCAGCACAAGCUCCAGGCAAGUGCAGUGGCUGCUGCGGCGAAUGUCUGGUGAUCCGGCCGCCGUUCCGUCGUGAUGAUCAUCAGCCUGCUGCAGCAGGAGGCCAUGGCUGUGUCUUGCCCCGUUACUAUCUUUCCUGUGCCCAGAACCGAACUUGGCUAGAGCUCUCCCUCUCUCUGAAACUUCCUGUCAAGUAUAUCGACUAUGCAUCACACGUUAUCAGCACUUCUUGUCCUGCUCUUGGCUGCUUUCCUGAACACUUUCCAGACACCAUCAAUCUUGUUCAUCCACAAAGCCUUCGUAUGGUUUCCUUAGUGACCCCGCGACGGUGAGGACAGAAGCAAUCGUCAACGACUCUACGUGAAGAAGACGACUGGAAGGGAACUGAGGAAGAAGACAGCAAGAAGAAGACGACGUGGGAGAUUUUGUGGAAGACAGCGGGAAGAAGACAGCAAUCACGUUUCGAUGUCGAGACAAUCCAAGGGAAAACUUGGAAAAUUUUUGGAAUACAAUGGUAAAUUCAAGCUCGAUAAUUA